ACUGAUAUUUCAAACUCCUCUAUACAUGACAAAACAAAAAGUCUUCACUCAUAAAAGAAAGAAGACAAUGAGAAGUUUCUGUUUACAGAUCCAUCUGAAGUUGAAUUAAGGAUUGCCGCAUCGUCGAGCUUUUGCUGUGCUGCUAUCUGCAAAAUUUCCUUUGAAUUGUGCUGUUUGGAGCAACGUUGGAAUUUCCAUUGUCCUGCGUAGUAAGGAAGACUUCUUAUUCAAUUAGCAGCAAGCUCUACAUUCUACAAGACUAAUUCAGCAACUUAUUAGGAAUUAUGGCUAGUAUCUCAGCAUUAACUGCUGCUGCCAGAAGGUUGGAAGGCAAAGUUGCCCUGAUCACAGGAGGUGCUAGUGGAAUUGGUGAAUACACUGCUGAACUUUUCACCAAACAUGGUGCUAAAGUGAUGAUUGCCGAUAUCCAAGAUGAUUUAGGGCAAUCUGUUUGCAAGAACUUAGGUCCCUCGGUAGCUUCAUACAUCCACUGUGAUGUCACGAAUGAAGCUCAUGUACAAAAUGCGGUGGACUCAACAGUAGCCAAAUACGAAAAGCUGGACAUCAUGUUCAAUAAUGCAGGCAUAGCCGGCAGCUAUCCAAAGCUCAACAUCCUUGACAUCACACAAUCUGAGUUCGAGGAAAUCAUUAAGGUAAAUCUUAUCGGUCCCUUUUUGGGAACCAAGCACGCAGCUCGAGUAAUGAUCCCAGCCAAACAAGGUAGUAUAAUUACAACGGCCAGUACUUGCUCCGUCAUAGGAGGAGGAGCUCCUCAUGCUUAUACUAGCUCGAAGCAUGGUAUCGUAGGACUCACAAGAAACACAGCUGUGGAACUUGGAAAAUAUGGGAUUAGAGUGAAUUGUGUGUCACCACAUGUGAUCUCAACGCCUUUGGUUAAAAACUUCUUAAAAUUAGAUGAUGAAGGUGUAUCUAAGUUCUACUCUAAUCUCAAAGGAGCUUCGUGUAAGGUGGAGGAUGUCGCGAAUGCAGCUUUGUUUCUUGCAAGUGAUGAUUCAAAGUUCAUUAGUGGACAUAAUCUCGUGGUUGAUGGAGGCUUUACCAUUAUGAAUCCAGGAUUUUGUAUGUUUGAAUAGCACUAGUAAUGAUUUUUAGGAUUACUGGAGAGAUAUUAUAUAUGUUUGUCUAUUGGUAAUUCUAGAUUUCUAGUAGUGGAGUUAAUAAGAUCAUCUGACUACUACUGUCAUGGAUGAUGUUAUUGUUUUUUCUGUAACUACGAACAUAAAUAGCAAUAAAGGCAUAUGUGGUUAUUCACUCAUUCGACAACAAA
Beta vulgaris subsp. vulgaris (sugar beet) is the source of this 1288-nucleotide messenger RNA. Its product is annotated as borneol dehydrogenase, mitochondrial. The record is from RefSeq and is a predicted model, not a curated record. Gene Ontology annotation, molecular function: oxidoreductase activity, acting on the CH-OH group of donors, NAD or NADP as acceptor. NCBI's taxonomy places the organism in Eukaryota, Viridiplantae, Streptophyta, Magnoliopsida, Caryophyllales, Amaranthaceae. The transcript has 4 exons. Bases 285 to 1094 code for a protein of 269 amino acids.